This is a messenger RNA of Sciurus carolinensis (gray squirrel), 507 nucleotides long. Its product is annotated as peroxynitrite isomerase THAP4-like. The transcript has 2 exons. The record is from RefSeq and is a predicted model, not a curated record. NCBI's taxonomy places the organism in Eukaryota, Metazoa, Chordata, Mammalia, Rodentia, Sciuridae. The coding region runs from base 225 to 485 and encodes 86 amino acids.
GCCCCGCGGGUCCGGAACUGCAGGGCUGUGGCCGCAGUUCGGCUCCCGCAGGAGAGACUCGGGACGUGGCCGGGGGGCGCUCUGGCUCGGGCUCCGCCGGCGGGCGGGCAGGAAGUGGCCAGAGCAUCCCCUGGCCGCCCUGGGGCGCGCUCAGAGCCCGCCUCGCCGCGCACUUACCUCUUGUUAGAAAGGCCGGCCGGGUUGCAGAGCGGCGGGAGGAGCCCAUGCCGGCGGCCCCGCUGUGCCCUCACAGUUUCAGUACUGGGCGGCCAUGGUUCAACCGCUGGUUCCCGAUUGCCCGAAAAUUCCGGCUGAAUUAUGAAGGCAAACUUGAACAGAUGGUGUCCAUGGCAACCACCACACAACCACUGACCCAGCAUCUUCACGUCACCUACAAGAAGGUGACAUCGAAGCCAGCACUCCAGAGCCCAGGUCCUGUGAGGUUGCAGUUGACAGGCAGCCCUAUGCAGAUGCUCCUGGAGUGACAGAGAAAAACCAAAUAAAAGG